This is a messenger RNA of Suillus clintonianus, 479 nucleotides long. RefSeq lists its product as uncharacterized. The transcript has a single exon. Bases 109 to 438 code for a protein of 109 amino acids. NCBI's taxonomy places the organism in Eukaryota, Fungi, Basidiomycota, Agaricomycetes, Boletales, Suillaceae. The record is from RefSeq and is a predicted model, not a curated record.
GUUGCGAGAUGUGACCCUGCAGAUCCACCUACGUUUCGACUGAGAGCGGCGAGCUUCAAAUUCGCGUACCGAUGGUCUUUCGUACGCUACUACAACAACGCCUAGGUUAUGUCCUCUAGCUUUGCUGGUACCGCACUGGCGAUGUUGGCAUUAUCGAGAACGACGUCUCGUACCUUGGCGGUCGUAUCAAGGACACCACCACCAUUUAUGGUCUCUCAUAUGGUAUCCCCGAGCCCGAAACCAACCUGCCCCAUACCGCGCUCCUGGCCAGUACACCGAAGGGUUCAUUAUUUUCUACUCACCAACUUUCGACCUUGGUGGGGCGGAUGCCUCCACCAAGUUCUACACCGUGCACCGGACCCUGCGAGAUAUCUAUGUGAAGAUGAUCGCCGUGUUACCAGUUCGGCGUGCCCAUCCCUGUGGACCAGAUGGAGAUGACCACUAUUGGAAAACUUUUUCGUGCGCGUCUCGUGAGCCUG